Messenger RNA from Tarenaya hassleriana, 2169 nucleotides. Its product is annotated as E3 ubiquitin-protein ligase MBR1-like. The transcript is spliced from 6 exons. Bases 168 to 1790 code for a protein of 540 amino acids. Gene Ontology annotation, molecular function: ubiquitin protein ligase activity. The record is from RefSeq and is a predicted model, not a curated record. NCBI's taxonomy places the organism in Eukaryota, Viridiplantae, Streptophyta, Magnoliopsida, Brassicales, Cleomaceae.
CGCUCUCUCUCUCCCCUUCGUUCUUUGCUUGUUCUGUUCGAAGACGGCGAAGGAAAAUAGCUCCGAGAUAGGCCUGAAUCAAUUUAUGCAGUGAUCUUUCUGGUAUGAAGAUGUUCGAAUGAUCUGAAAGGUACUUCUUUUAAUUGCAGUGAGAGAUUCUCUUAAUCAUGGAUGGAUGUUCGGGUAAAAGAACAGCUGAUGGGUUGGUUUUGCCCAGAAAAGCAAGCGGUCUUGUUUUGCGAGAGAAUAUGAACAAGAAAGAUGAUAAGAAUGCCCCAGUUUGCAGCCGAAUAGGCUGCACUGCCAGGAUAAGCUCCAUGAAAGGAACCCAGGUUGGCUCUACGGGCAACAAAUCGAAAUCUGCUCGGCCUUCACUUCGCUCUUCCUCAAACGGCAAGGAAAUCUCCAGGAGUUCUUCUCGGACUCCUAUCGGAUUUGGCAACACAAAAACCCCUCCCAAAGAUACUAGUAGGAAGCAGCUCUCUUCUUCAUCUGAUGCAGAUUCAUCAGAGACUUGCAGUGUUCAUGAUUUACCAGAAACCUACGGGCGCAUCCCUCCACGUGGGAAGAGUAAAGGAGGCGCUCUCAGUGUUCAUUCUGAAAAAGAUGGCUCCGGGAAAGUUGUGUUGGGAGAGGCAGGGAGCUCAAGUAGAGGAACCAGCAGGAGCUAUCGUCAGAGAUCUGAUUUGGGCACCCGAGAUGCCCUUACGGGCCCUUCUAUUUCUUUAUCUUCUGGUAACAGUAGGCAAACUGCACGAGGCAAUCUGAGCAAGAACGGAUUGAGAAACCUGAGGUGCAACUCCAUAUCUGAUGUUGUUCCAUCUGAUUCAAGUGCAACAAGGAGAAUGAACAUAUUUAGAAAGAAAAAUUCCAACAGUGAGAGCAGUUCUUCUAGCCGAGGGAAUAAGAUGGCCAGGUCAGUGCCUGAGGGGAGGAAUCAGAAUUCUCCUCAUGGAAUAUCAAUUUCAGAUUCUAGAAGGCAAAGAAACCUACCAACUAAUAGGGAUAACAACAGUGCAGUUUCAAUUACUACGAGGAGAUCAGCUGGAUUUUAUGGUAGAACAGGGCAUCUUGGUGCUGGUGUAUCCCCGGCUGCAAUCAUGCAAGUGCAUCAGCCUGCAACUCCAGCUGAUAAUAACCCUACUCCUUCUGCAGAACUUUCCUUUCGCCCUUCAAGUAGUUACAGUAGGCCAAGCAAUAGUAGUGACCGGUUUCAUAGGGCGGCACCAGGAAGUCCCUCAGAAGUCAGCCCUUCACGUUCGUUGAUGAAUCGGGAUGGUAUAAGUCGUUCUAGCAUGAACGGAAUUGCAGAGGUUUUGUUGGCGCUUGAUAGGAUUGAACAAGAUGAAGAACUAACAUACGAGCAACUGGUAGUCCUUGAGACCAAUCUGUUCUUCAGUGGUAUGAACAGCUUCUACGAUCAACAUAGGGAUAUGAGGCUCGACAUUGAUAACAUGUCAUACGAGGAACUGUUAGCGUUGGAGGAGAGGAUGGGUACAGUGAGCACUGCUCUAAGCGAAGAAGCAUUGUCAAGAAGCCUCAAGACAAGCGUCUUUAAGUCAACUGAUGAAACCUAUGGCUCUUGUCUUGAUGAUGAUGAUGAUGAUGAUGAUGUGAAGUGCAGCAUCUGCCAGGAAGAGUACGUAGGUGGGGAAGAAUUAGGGAGUCUGAAAUGCCAGCACAAGUACCACGCGAGCUGCAUUCAACAAUGGCUCCGGAUGAAGAACUGGUGCCCUAUCUGCAAGACCUCCGCCGAAUCUCCCCCGCAUAUCAGGACAGAUUCGGCUUAGUUCUGUCAGUUUCCAAGAUGAUGGGAACACAAGCAAAAACUCCCACACUUUCCCGGUUUGUAAUUUCUUCAUCAAUCAACGUGCUUGUCUCUUCAUCACCUUGUGCCUCUCUUUCUUUCUUUUUUCUUUUUAUAAUUUGUACAUACGAAUCCUCUACAAAUGGGCCCCGACAUACUGGUAAUAAAUAGGAUCAGGGGACACUUCCCCACCAAUGGAUCCCCACUUCUUCACUUUUGUCUUAAGAACAGGGGUUUGGAAUGUUGGAUUUGUUCCUGAUGGUGUUCUUUCAUUAUACACACAAGAUAGUUCAGAGAGGAACAGCGCAAGUGAACUCUUGCAUCCAAAACUAUAUGUUAGUUUUUUUCUUUUACAAUCAUUA